UCAGGGGCGGGCGGGCGGGCGGCCGCCCCUCAGGCGCGGCGGGCGGGAAAACACCUGCGCUUCCCGAGGGGAGCUGCAGGCUCCUCAGGCGGGGACGCGCCGCGCCGCCGGGCCUCCUUCCCGCCUCAGGCGGCGGGCUUCGCCUGUCUCGGCGGCGGCAGCUCUGCCGGGCCGGGGAUGGCCCACGGCGAGGCCGGCCGCGGGUGGGAGAGGGGCCGGGGGGGGUGUGUGGGGAACGAGGCGGGCGCCGGGCCUCCUCCGUCGCGGCGUUUGGAGCGAACCUCACAUCUGUGAUGUGCUUCGGCAGGCGAACGUCCAGGCUCCAGGUCCCCGUCUGUCGGACGGGAGAGAAACGAGCUGGUAUUUCUGCAUGAGUGUGAAAGAGCCAGAGUGCCGCCCUGCAUGCAGCAGCAUGGGAGGAGUAGACAUUGACAGCACUGUAACAUGGGCUGCAAGGGGAGGUGUAACCCACCUGCACCUGAAGCAACGCUCCCCGGGGAGUGCCGGUCAGGUCAGGCGGAAUUCUCAUCCCAGCCGGAUCGCUCCCUUCAGCACGCCCUGCUGUCUCUCUGGCUCCGCUCUCCAUUUGUCAAGACAGACGUUCUUUCCUCAUCCUGCAUUGCGGCCUUACCGAGUCCCAACGCUCCCUCAGUCUCCAGGGGAAGGCUCUCACCAUUUUGGCCAAGCAACGGGGCUGGGACUCCCUGAGGUAGAGCGGGUGCCGUGCCCCUACGACGUCCAUCACCGCGUCCCCCGGGCGUCGCUGGAGAGGCACGCCGCGUCCUGCCGGCUCCGCAAGAUGGGCUACUCCGCCGAGGAGGAGGCUGAGAUGUACGACUCCAGCUUCUUCUACGAAAACCUCAAGGUUCCCACCGUCGCCAUGGAUAAAGAUCUACAGUUUCACAUUGUUAAGCAAGCUAGAGCUCAAAGUGUGAAAGAAGGCACAGGCUACAGCGAAGGAUCUUACUCAUUACUGCCUGUAGAAGUUCCUCAAAAUCACAAGCGUUUCACCUGUGACCUGACUCAAGCUGAUCGCCUUGCUCUUUAUGAUUAUGUUGUUGAGGAAACAAAGAAACAGAGGUCUAGAUCCCAAAUAACGGAGAAUGACAGCGAUCUCUUUGUGGAUUUAGCAGCGAAAAUCACCCAAGAUGAUAGUCAGAAAGGUCCGAAGUCCCAUCUUGAAAUUCUGGCUGAAAUGCGAGACUACAAAAGGCGGCGGCAGUCAUACAGGGCUAAGAAUGUUCAUAUAACAAAGAAGUCUUACACUGAGGUGAUUCGGGAUGUGAUUGGUGUGCAUAUGGAAGAACUCAGCAAUCACUGGCAGGAGGAGAAUAGGCUGGAUAAUGCAGAGAUAUGUGAAGGAGGGAAGUCAAAAUCUUCAGGAAGAAAGGAAGACCGGCGGUCAGCUUCAGUGGACUCACGGCAAUCCGGAGGAAGCUGUAAGGAUACUGAACGCAGCAGACACAGGAGAGAGGCCAGCAGGAGUCCAAAUAAACGAAAACGGAGUCGUGAAAGAGGCAAAGAAAGAGAUUCUCGGAGAAAAAGAGAGAGGGAUGAAGACAAGUAUCACAGCCAUAAAAGAAGAAAGUAGAAACAAGAACCUGAUUUUUUUGUCAGCUUUUCAAAAAAUUACUUGCGCAGGAACUACCGUUACUGCUGUUGUGCCAGGGACAGUAACACUUUGUACAUAAUAUUGGUGUUGCAUCACAGCUGUGCUUGGAGACAAAAAUGGAAUUGUGUUAAGGUUUGUCAGGAUGGAAGCAGUAUAUACCAGAAAGUGUGUAAAUCUGUAACACUAAUGCAUCUAUUCAUAAAUGAUAUUGAUCUCUCUCAUCUGUUUGAGUUCAGUCUGACAAGGCUGAGAAUGAAAUCUGUGAGAGGCUGUACUGAGUUGUUCCUGGCCCACAGUUAGUGGAUAUAGAACAGAGCUCAUCCCUGGAGUCUCAGAUCAAUUACAAAUGGAAGGGGCAUGAAGAGAGCUCCUCUCCUACCCUCCCGCCUGACACUGUCACCUCGGGGAGCUGUGUUCUGCAAGGACAGCACUGACUGCCCAGUUACAGCAGGUACCAGGGGGCAGACUGCAGAGUUCUCCAACAGGCUAAAACAUCUCCAGCUGCAGCUAGUGGUGAAGGGACAAGAAUGGGAAAGUUACUGUUCCCAAGCUCAUGCUCAAAGAAAUUUAGGAUCAGUGUCAUCUGGCAAAGAUGACGAGGACCUAGCUCUCCACAAACUAGUGGGGAGUGUAAUAUUGCUGACUGCAAUACCCAUUUCCUUCCAGAAAUAACUAGGAGAAGUUCCCAUGCUGUAGACUGACGUACAAGUAUUAGUGAUAGAGGCUGAUAAAACAGUUAGAUGCAAGAUGUACAUGUAUGUAGUAAGGGUGUGCACGAGGAUUCCACUUAACUUCAGUGCGAUUUUUAUCAUACCAAUUUCUAGUUCUGUUAAUUCCUCACACAAGCUACUACAGCAAGGUGAGUCAUCAUCAGCCAAGCUUGUCACCUCCAUGAAGUCAGCAACUAUAAAAGAACAAGCUUGCAGAUCCAUCUUUCCUACAAUACUUCCUUCUCUUCAAGUUGCCAGGAAACGGUGCUCCAUAUGCUCCUGGGUUUGGCCUUCCCUGGCAAUGGACUCUCCAGUUUUACUGUAGCCGCUAGUAUCCUGUCUCUUACCUCAAUCAUUUCUGCAAUUAAAUGUGAUUAACUGUCA
Aquila chrysaetos chrysaetos is the source of this 2706-nucleotide messenger RNA. RefSeq names its product small nuclear ribonucleoprotein U11/U12 subunit 48 (gene SNRNP48). The transcript is spliced from 13 exons. The coding region runs from base 371 to 1591 and encodes 406 amino acids. The record is from RefSeq and is a predicted model, not a curated record. Lineage: Eukaryota; Metazoa; Chordata; Aves; Accipitriformes; Accipitridae. Gene Ontology annotation, cellular component: nucleoplasm; U12-type spliceosomal complex; cytosol.